Messenger RNA from Neltuma alba, 1164 nucleotides. Its product is annotated as eEF1A lysine and N-terminal methyltransferase-like. The transcript is spliced from 2 exons. The coding region runs from base 1 to 1164 and encodes 387 amino acids. The record is from RefSeq and is a predicted model, not a curated record. Lineage: Eukaryota; Viridiplantae; Streptophyta; Magnoliopsida; Fabales; Fabaceae.
AUGGCGCUCGAUGUUGCAGCCUUUGAAAGCAUUUGUCCUUCUCGAUUCAUCACCUUCACAAUUCCCGAUCCUACUUGUGCUGAUUCACUGCUCCGAGUUGCUGUUCUGGACUCCCCGGUUCCAGCUUCUGAGUCACCCCUUGUUGUUGCAAUGUUCGUCCCUGAAGCCCGCGAAAGUGAUUGGAUCUUCUCUACUGAAUGGGGUCAUCUCCAGCUGCUCUUUAGCUCUCCUGGUGUAUCUCGCCUCAUUUUGCUGGGAAACCAAUUCAAAGAGGGUGAUUCAUCACCAACUAUUUAUCACCGUCCGCUAGAAUCUUCGUCGCAUCGGAAGGAGCUUGAAGCAUGCUCAAAACCUCUUCUACUUGCCUUGUCUCCCAAAUACUUGUUUAAAAACGGCAUUCCGGAGGUACCUAUUUUGAGUUAUGAAGAUAAUUUGGUUUCUAGUGUGGUAAUACAUAAAUGUGCGGGUUGUGUUGUUGGUGAAAUGUUGGUUGAAGAUGUUGAAAUUGAAAGCGAGAAUAGGUUGGGUGGUUGUUAUAAACGGGAAUUUCGGAGGCGUUUGAGGUUCAAGAGGAUGCCUAAUUUGAUUCAGACUGAAAUUCUUAUUGUUCCUGAUGCAAAAGAUUUUCAUUCGACAGGUGUAAGGAUUGGAGGGGUAAAGUUUGUGCCUGAUCUUCGGGUUUUGGUACACCCUUACUUGGCUCCAACGGUGGCAAGCCUAUCUUUGAUCAGUGAAUAUAUAGAAGGACGAAUUCAGCUUGGGUUUAGACCAAAAGCUUUAUGUCUUGGGGUUGGAGGUGGGGCUUUACAUUCUUUCUUGAGAAACCAAUUGGACUUUGAGGUCACGGGUGUGGAUGCUGAUAAGGAAGUUUUGAAGGUUGCAAAACGGUAUUUUGGAUUAGAAGAUAGCGAGUUUAUGCAUGUUGUUGUUGGAGACGCCAUUAAAUUUGUGAAGAAACUUUCACAUCAGGCGAAUUGGCAUCCUAUGUGCUCUUCUGCCACUUGUGAGCAACAUGGUCAUUGUCAUUUUCCUGAUGGUGAAGAUGUCAACAAUAAAUUCGAUGUCAUCAUGGUUGAUCUAGAUUCAAGUGAUGUAAGGAGUGGUCCUUCUAUUGCCAACUGGUACAUCAUUUUCAGGAACAUUUUGCAGAACUGUAUAAGAUAG